AUCUCAGGGUCGGGCCAGUCAGUGCCUGCGCGAGCUGACUCGUAGGAUUGAUGCCUUAGAUGAGUAGAAGGUCCUGACUGAUGGCACUGGCAGAGACAUGGGUGAAAAUCAGCAGUUACAUCAGAUGGGAAAGGAACUGGCAAUGGUGCCAUUACAUGGAUUAUGCAAGAUUGUGUGGCACUAAGUUGCUAUGCGCAAACAACAAACAUUGGACAGGAUAGGUGAGACCAUUCCACAUAUUAAGUGGACUGAUCUUACUGCCACCAAAGAUAGCCAAAUGUCUGUGGGUGAGGAGGGUGAGUUAUCAGAUGAGGGACUCUCAUUGAGGACUGAAUCUAAAGACAAUGUGACCCCAGAUGUGUUUCUUGUUCCACCACAAGAUCAGGCAGAAGUUGUAAAGGAUUACAGUAAGCAGAACUCGCCAAAAAAUGAAUCAGACUCAGACCAGAUGAGUCUACUUGAAAAAAAGACUGUUGAAUAUAAAUUAGUUACUUUUGAUGAGAACACAAGGAGUCUACCAACAAACAUGCAGCUGAUACCCAAGAUGGAGUCUGAUAAUGCUAGGACAGAAGCUUGUGAGGUAACAACCAAAGCUACAAACAUUGCUAACAUCCCAACCAAUGAUUUACUAGAGAUUAAGGUUCAACAACAAUCUAUUUUAAAUAUAAGUUUCCAUAAUGACAAACUACCAUCACCUGGUGGAGGCAAUCAAACAAGCAAGGAGUUGUGUAUUGAGAAUAAAACACAGGUUGUUGAUAUAGCUCAUGUAAGAGUGAGUAAACCUGGGAUGGACAUAAAUGCAAACAAAGAAAGAUUAGAAUAUAGUAAAGACUGCAUUGAAGACAAUAAAACACAAAUUUUAUGUAAUGUAAGAGAGGAGAGACUUGAUAUUGGAAGGAACAUGGCAGUGACAAGUUCUUUGGUACAAUGUGAAGAAGACAUGGUAUUAGAUUUAAGCCUACCAAAAAAGAAAGACCGAAAUAAGGAGAGGAAGUGUGAAUGGGUUGUAGACCCUGAAUAUGAAGGUUCACUUCAUAUGGAAGUUGAUGAAAUUGAGGAUGAACCUCAACAUGUAGAAGUGGAGCAGGAGGAUGAUAAUGAAAUUUGCUGGAUUGCAUCAGUAAAUGACGCUCAUAUAUAUCUGCCACAGCAUUGGGAUGGACAUCUGUCCUCCUCUUCGCUUGAAGCCAUGCCAACUGCAUCAUACCCCAACAUCAUAACCCCAGAUCCAAUGGAUACACUACUUAUAGAUGACCAGGGCAUUCCUUACACACUCACCGCAGAUGGACAGAAAGUCCCACAAAUUGAUAAUAUACAACACAUUGAGGGACUCUCUGAACAAACAGCUCUAAGCGCAAGGCAAGCUGAAGAUAAGCCCUCUUCCAUUGCUGAUACACAGGAUAUUGCAGACUACAGACUACAGACACUACCCAAUUCACUAUGUCCAAAUAUGCCUAUAGGUCAUGUCUCAGUGGAAACCUCACAAGUUGCCCCAAACCUGGAGCCAAAAUCUUCUUACAGUUCCGUAGCUCAUGCUAAACCCCCCAUCAUACCUGCCAUAUCUGACUUGGCAUCAGUUCCCAUUCAGAUUGUGGCUAAUACUACAGGGUCAAACACCCCCAUUCUUCUUCUUCCUCCAUCUCAGCUUCAGUCUCUUUCCUCACCAGCCUCUAAAGGUAACCCAGGGCUAAUUACCUUUUCCUUACCGGUUCCUCUUAGUCAGAACACUCAGUCCUCCCCCAUGUUCCUAGUUUUGUCAUCUCCUCAGGUGUCCUCAACUCAGAGUUCGUCCUCGCCUGGGCAAUUAUCUCAGAUUUCCUCCUCUUCAACUGUUGCACUUCCCUUGGCUACUUGUCCACUUGAUUUGGGAUCUACAUUAAGUUCACGUCCGUCACUUCUCAGCCUCAGCACGAUUUCCUCUGACACAGCUACAGACAUCUCAGGACUGAAUAACCCUUCUAAACUUCCUGCUAGCCCUACCUCAUCAACUGCUUCCUCUAGCACGUCCACAGUGACCUCUACUAGUCCAACCAAGCAAUUCAGCACUGAUGCCUACUCUGACACACCCGUGCCCACUUCCUUUCGGGAGGCCCUUCUCAGAUUGGCUGUGUCUGUGGAGAAGAAACAAGAAAACCAGCCUGAGACGCAUUUGGUCACUACUCCUUCCUCAUGCUCUGAAGCCACCAAGCCGGAUUCCUCUGCCACAGUCCAUGAAAGUAAAAAUAAUGAGACAGAGGUAAACUGUGAUGGUGAGACUGAGUCUACCUUGGUAGACCAAACAGACUCAUUAGAUACUACCUCUUCCACCUCACCCAUUCGUUCUGAAUCACCUGUAAUUCCAAUCAAUGACCCAAAGAACCAAGCAUUAGGCCCUCGUCGCAUUCUUUACUGUCAGUAUUGUCCGCGGAUCUUCUACUAUCUUUCAGACCUUGAGCGCCAUUCCAUCACACACUCUCAAAGCAAACCCCAUGUAUGUCACCUUUGUGGCAAGGCGUUCAAAAGAUCAAGCCAUCUUGAGCGACACAAACACAUCCAUACAGGUCAGAGAAACUUUGUGUGCCAGCUUUGCCCAAGGCGUUUUCGUGAAUCGGGGGAACUAAUGAGGCACCAGAGAGUACACACCGGUGAGAAACCCUUUCAGUGCUUAAUAUGCCACAUGCGUUUUGCAGAGCGCAACACGCUGCGACGUCACAUGAAGCGCAAACACCAGGGCCAGCAGCUGGAGGUGAUGGACAUGAAGGCAAAGCCAGAAAGUGGAGGGAUUUCCCUUGCUGGUAUACAAGGAGAGCCAGAAGAGAAUGCCGAGUGGUACAGUUCAACAGUUCCUGAAAUGGAGUCCGACAGUGACACAGGGGGAGAAUGAACUACAU
This is a messenger RNA of Sinocyclocheilus rhinocerous, 2870 nucleotides long. Its product is annotated as zinc finger protein 236-like. Gene Ontology annotation, cellular component: nucleus. Lineage: Eukaryota; Metazoa; Chordata; Actinopteri; Cypriniformes; Cyprinidae. The transcript has 3 exons. The coding region runs from base 191 to 2863 and encodes 890 amino acids. The record is from RefSeq and is a predicted model, not a curated record. Gene Ontology annotation, biological process: regulation of gene expression.